AUGCCCGGCAUGGGUCAGGACUGGGAAACUCUGCUCCCAACAUCUACUUGGCACGGGGCAGCCGUCAAGCCGCGCCUGCAGUCGACAUUUCAACCACAGGGUGAAAAGAUGAAGCAAGACUUCAUGGACGAACAAAGGGAAGAAAACAUCAAAGACAAAAUUGCUGCUGUGCACCAUUUUGGCAAGAGAAAAACUCAAGAGCUGACGCCAAAUAAAAGCAACGGCCAAGAAAGAGAGAGAGAUUUGUCGGAUUUCAGAGCCACUGAAAAUAAGCAAGGUAGCAAAUCCCAAAAUCUUUUGGAAAGCAGACUGACAACGAAUGAAGACUAUCUCAUUAGCAAUGAAGUAAAUGGCCACAGUGACCUAAAGAUGUCUAUGAAUCCCGAAUCCUCUGCGAUCAGAGAAGCCCACGACCUCAAAGAAUCCACUGCAGCUCUCAUCCAAAAUAAUGGUCAGCAGACAAUAGGGCAGGUUAUUUUGAGGGAACUCUUGGGGGAAGAAAUCAAAAUGAAUAAACCCAGAAACACUCUAAGCAAAAUCCCAGCAUAUAUGAAUGAUGAAAAAGCCCCAUCAAACCAUAAGAAAAAUUAUCAAAGAAACUUCCCAACCCAAAAUAAUCCUGUCAGAAGCAAAAUCACUUACCAUUUUCCUCCCAGCACUGACUAUCUUACAGAACUCUCCCGAGUGAAAAACAUCCCUAGUGAUUUUGAGGGCAGUGGACACACAGAUAUUCAAGAGAAAGUGGAUCAUCUCUUCCCUUUCAGUGGAGAUGGCCAACCUUUCAAGGACAUUCUUGGCAAAGAAGGAGCUAUUAUUUCUGGCCCAGAAGAUGGCAACAUUCAAACAGAGUUUAUCAAUCCUGAUGCAAAAGGCCCACGUUACAAUGAGCUUCCAGAGAAGGAAGAAAAUGGGAGCAGUUCCACUGGAAUUAAGGCAGGAAAAGAGGCCGAUGUGACUGGUGUGAGCCUAGCAGAGAGCACCAAUGACAUCAUAGGUAUCACCAACUUCAAGGAAUUGCCCGGAAAGGAAGGACAGAGAGUGGAUGCCAGCAGUCAGAAUGCUCACGGAGGGAAAGCUGAGUUCCAUUAUCCCCAAACAUUCUCAAACGAUAGAAGAAAGGAAGGCAGUAGGAACGUAGAUGAGAUUCCUAAUUACAAUGAAAUUCCAAAACAGGGCAAAGGGAGUCGUACAAAAGAGAUGAAAUAUUCUAGUAAGAAUCAAGCGAUCUCAAGGGAAAAGCAAGAACUUUCUAGUAAGAGCAAAAGUCAAGACCCCCUCCUUCCUUCUCCCGGAACUGAGAAUGAAAUUGUUUCCCAGAAUGGUCCCAAGAGCGAGGGGGCUCUGAUAACACAUAGCAGGAAAAGUCACGAGGGACAACAUAGGAGAAAUACUCAGUAUAAGGCGAUGUCACAAAGGAAAGGCUCCUGGGCUGACAGAAAACCCUUCUCCAAUAGACUCGGCAGCCCUAGAAAGCCCGACAGCAGCGAAUCAUCAUCCGACAGCAGCAGUUCAAGUGAGAGUGACGGUGACUAG
Messenger RNA from Sorex fumeus (smoky shrew), 1533 nucleotides. RefSeq names its product matrix extracellular phosphoglycoprotein (gene MEPE). Gene Ontology annotation, molecular function: extracellular matrix protein binding. The record is from RefSeq and is a predicted model, not a curated record. NCBI's taxonomy places the organism in Eukaryota, Metazoa, Chordata, Mammalia, Eulipotyphla, Soricidae. The coding region runs from base 1 to 1533 and encodes 510 amino acids. The transcript is spliced from 3 exons. Gene Ontology annotation, biological process: biomineral tissue development. Gene Ontology annotation, cellular component: extracellular matrix.